Messenger RNA from Mizuhopecten yessoensis (Yesso scallop), 2317 nucleotides. RefSeq names its product carbohydrate sulfotransferase 11-like. The coding region runs from base 137 to 1453 and encodes 438 amino acids. Gene Ontology annotation, molecular function: sulfotransferase activity. Gene Ontology annotation, cellular component: membrane. The transcript has 4 exons. Lineage: Eukaryota; Metazoa; Mollusca; Bivalvia; Pectinida; Pectinidae. Gene Ontology annotation, biological process: carbohydrate biosynthetic process. The record is from RefSeq and is a predicted model, not a curated record.
AUAAAAGUAGUCCGGUGCCAUCUUUGAAGCAUGUAUUGAUCCGUUGAACCCUAGUGUACGAUUAUUCAUUCGCAGCCAGCGUUUAGUAAAAUCAAGAAAGGAAAAAGAGGCUUGACAAAAAACAAUUUAAUGGAAAAUGAAGAACAUAAUAGUAAGGUAUUUGCUUGUCCUAUGCGUUAUAAUGUGCCUUACUGUAUUAUACAUUCUAACAAUUGUGACGGGAUAUUAUCACAGUAAAGAAGAUGUCGCAAGGAGGACAGAAUUUGGUAAUGAACGAGACGUCGAUGGACAAUUUAAACAUGGUGCAUACGUGAAGAAAUCCUUUUCAUUUGUAACCUCUGACAUGGAAGCGAUUUAUCAAGAAAGAAGGAAACGAAUGUUGAAAGCAUGUGUUGGUCGUGAGGCUGAAAUGAAGGGAAAGAAAACAGCAAAAUAUGUGAAAAACAAUAUAAUAAUUGAUCAAGUGUUGGGAAUAGCCUAUUGUCCAGUAGAAAAAACAGCGUCGACAUUCUGGAAACGUGUUUUGCGGGUUGUGGUUGGCGAAGCGCACGCUAAAUCGCCUUUUGACAGCUCAGUUAUUGCACUGGCUACUUUUGAUAACAUGACUAGUAUUCCGGAAGACAUGGUCGAUAGAUUCAUGAAGGAAUCCCUAACAUUUAUGUUUGUCCGUGAGCCGUACGGUCGACUGUUAUCAGCCUAUGUAGAUAAACUGUUUUCACCAAAUCUGUAUUACUGGAAAUUAUAUGGUGCGUUUGGAGUAAAUGUUACGCGGAAUGAAUCAACUGAAUGUGGACACAAUCUGACAUUUAGAGAGUUUGUUAAAACAGUCUUAUAUGCGGAUGAGCACAACGAGAAAAGAGAUGGGCAUUUUACCCCUUCUUAUGAGCAUUGCGAUCCUUGUCGCUACAAAUGGCAGGUGAUCGGUAAUUUGGACACCCUUCCUCAGGAUAUUUUCUAUAUUUUGGAUCGCAUUGGUAGAACAGAUUUGAUGCGAUCCCUAAACAAGGAUUUUCGAGAGCAAUAUUUGAACGACACAAUAUUAGACCAGUUUAAUUGGUUAUUUUAUUUUCGAAAAAGCUAUGCUAUUGACUGUAAUGUGACGUUCUAUGAGGCUCAAAAAAGACUCUGGAAACAAUUUCAAAUCCGUGGUGUUCUCACAAAAGAAUCGGAAUUUCCCCUCACUACCGAAGAGAGUGAGGGUCUAACAAAGAAAAAACUAAUGAGUGUUGUGUAUAAUGCGAUGGGGAAUGCGGAGAAACGGUCCAAAGCAAGAAAAAACAAAGCAGAAGCUUUUAAAGAGGCCUACUCGACGUUAGACAGGGAAGAUUUAGAUAAGCUUAGUAAAAUCUUCCAACCGGACUGUGAUUUGUACGGAUAUGACUGUCAACCAGAGCAAUUGUUCAACACAGAAAGGACUGUAAUUGAACCAUGGUUCUUUAAAUAUGAUACGUAGCAUUCGUAUCAUCAUAAAGCUAUAGUGCUUAUGUUAGUUUAUACUUUUGGUGUAAGUAUGGGUAAUUCUGGUAUAAGUAUUGGGGACACAUGGCUUGAUAAAAAAAUGUAUUUCAUCUCAGCAGUAAAAACAGGAAGAAAGCGGGUACUGAUGAAUGAUCAGUCUCACAACGUCUUCACGAUCAGUGGUCUGCACUUCCACCCAAACAAAGUAUCCUUAUUUUUAUCAUGCAACGGGCGAACUAAUAGAUAAAAGUUGGAAUUAUAGAUAAACACAGUACUACAGUCUGUGUCUUGUCCAUAUAUAUCGGUUUUCGGACGGUAUGCUGGAUUAUUUAUCUCAUAAACAUUAUGUGACGGUCUUGGUCCGGAAAUUGUAGUCCGGAAAUAAGUACCCGCCUCUAUACAGCAUGUUGGUUUUGCUUUCCAAGUUCCUAUGUCUACCAUGUGGAAGCGUCACAGUGAGUCACGCUGAUAUUGUUUAGGCUAAAUGCGGGCCUCCCUAAGGAGUACGUGUUUAUGAUAACCUUAUGAUUUAUUUCAUAAUGUAUCUUUGAUGCCAGUUUUUAUGUUAUAUGCAUAUGUUCAUUCUGUACGUUUGGUAAAUCCGAUGGUUUUGUUGGGCUUGGGUGAGUCCCGCCAGAUUUCAAUCGGUGUCGUCUGCUUGUUUGCUCAACACAAUAAAGUAGUCAAAUAGUAUAUUUCAUUAUUUUGUACUUCCUUAUACUUCAUUAUAUAUUGUACCAACUGUAUGAAUAUGAAUGAUAGUAAAGAUGAUAUCGUGCAACUAGCCAUAUUUUUGUCUGGUAUUUGACGUGUUGUGUUUUGAAGGAUCUGGUUAGCACAGGGUCUUGUCUAAUUUAUU